Molecule: messenger RNA, 3322 nt
Organism: Ananas comosus (pineapple)
Lineage: Eukaryota; Viridiplantae; Streptophyta; Magnoliopsida; Poales; Bromeliaceae
Product: transportin MOS14
Exons: 27
Coding region: 65-2947 (960 amino acids)
Biological process (GO): protein import into nucleus
Cellular component (GO): nuclear membrane; cytoplasm
Molecular function (GO): small GTPase binding
Source: RefSeq, a predicted model, not a curated record
ACCCUAAACCCGACGAAAACCCUAGCGAUAGAGGAGGAGGAGGAGGAGGAGGAGGAGCUAGGCGAUGGAUCUCCAGGGGACGGUGAAGGAGGCGCUGAGCGCGCUCUACCACCACCCCGACGACGCCGUGCGCGCCCGAGCCGAUCGCUGGCUCCAAGAGUUCCAGCACACGAUCGACGCGUGGCAGGUUUCCGACAGUCUACUUCAUGAUGCUAGCAGUAAUAUGGAAACUCUCAUAUUUUGUUCACAGACUCUUAGAAGCAAGGUACAAAGGGACUUUGAAGAGCUACCUUCAGAAGCUUUUGGACCACUGCGUGAUUCCUUAUAUGCAUUGCUAAAGAAACAUAAUAAAGGACCGCCUAAAGUCAGAACGCAGAUUUGCAUAGCAGUUGCUGCUUUGGCUGUGCAUGUGUCUGUUGAAGAGUGGGGUGGAGGUGGUAUUAUGAGUUGGCUGAGCAAUGAAAUGAAAUCUAAUCCAGAAUAUGUCCCUAGUUUCCUUGAGUUGCUUACAGUCUUGCCACAGGAAGCUUACAGUUAUAAGAUAGCUGCUCGUCCUGAAAGACGCCGUCAGUUUGAGAAGGAGCUAGUUUCAUCUGCUGAAGUAGCUCUUACUCUCUUGACUGCUUGCUUGGGUUUUGAUGGAUUGAAAGAACAGGUUUUGGAAGGGUUUGCUUCUUGGCUUCGCCUAAGUCAUGGGGUCUCUGCAUCUACACUUGCUUCACAUCCUUUGGUACAUGCAGCACUGUCAUGUUUGAACUCUGAUCAACACUUGGAAGCUGCUGUAAAUGUUAUAUCUGAACUGAUACAUUAUACUGUAUCUGGGAAUUCCGGUGGUAUUGCAACACAGUUACCGCUGAUUCAUGUUCUUGUGCCCCGUGUUAUGAGUCUUAAAGAGCAGCUUAAAGAUCCAUCUAAGGAUGAAGAAGACGUUAAGGCUAUUGCUCGCUUAUUUGCUGAUAUGGGGGACUCCUAUGUAGAUUUGAUUGCAACAGGUUCUGAUGAAGCUAUGCUGAUUGUCCAAGCACUGCUGGAAGUUGUUUCUCACCCAGAAUUUGAUAUUUCUUCCAUGACAUAUAACUUCUGGCAUAGCCUCCAGGAUAACUUGACUAGAAGGGAUUCUUAUAUGUCAUACGGAUCUGAUGCCUCAAUCAAAAUAGAAAGAAAUCGGAGGUUGCAGAUAUUUCGUCCACCAUAUGAAAUGCUAGUAUCUUUGGUUAGUUUCCGAGUUGAAUAUCCUGAAGACUAUCAAGACCUUUCAGAAGAAGACCACAAGGAUUUCAAACAUACAAGAUAUGCGGUCAGCGAUGUAUUGCUUGAUGCAACUGAAGUUCUAGGAGGUGAACAAACACUCAAGAUUCUUUUCCUGAAGCUAGUACAGGCGGUAGGAAAUUCUGAAAAUGACAAAAGCGGCAAAUGGCAACCUGUAGAGGCAGCUCUCUAUUGCAUACAAUCUAUAGCUAAGUCAGUAUCAACUCAAGAAGCAGAAAUACUACCCCAGGUUAUGGCGUUGCUUCCAAAGCUCCCUCAUCAACUGCAACUGCUACAGACAGCUUGUUCUACCAUUGGAGCCUACUCAAAAUGGAUAGAUGGUGCUCCAGUUGAACUUUCUGUCCUACCUCCUCUGGUUGACAUCCUUACAAGGGGCAUGAGUGCAUCAGAAGAUACUGCUGCUGCAGCAGCUAUUUCGUUCAAGUAUAUAUGUGAAGAUUGCAGGAAAAAGUUUUCUGGAUCACUUGAUGGUCUUUUCCACAUAUAUCAUAUAGCAAUCAGCGGGGAGGGUGGCUAUAAAGUAUCUGCUGAUGAUUCCAUACAUUUGGUUGAAGCUUUAAGUGUGGUGAUUACGGAACUGCCACCAGAGCAUGCCAAAAGGGCUUUGGAGUUGAUUUGCAUUCCAGCCAUUAAUCCAUUAGAGGAGCUAAUUAAUCAAGGUGGAGCAGCUCUUCAGCAGGUCCCAGCACGUCAGCUCAUUGUGCAUAUUAACCGGCUAGCCUGUAUUUUCAGGAAUGUAAAUCUUCCGGAAAUUGUUGCUGAUGCAAUUCAGAGAAUUUGGCCAGUAUUCAAAGCUAUCUUUGAUAACCGUGCAUGGGAUAUGCGGACGAUGGAGUCUUUAUGCCGUUCUUGCAAAUAUGCUGUAAGAACUUGUGGAAGAUAUAUGGGAAUCACCAUUGGCGCAAUGCUCGAAGAGAUCCAAGCCUUAUAUCAGCAGCAUAAUCAGUCUUGCUUUUUGUACCUCUCAAGUGAAGUUAUAAAGAUAUUUGGAUCUGAUCCAUCUUGUGCGAGUUACCUUAGAAGUCUGAUAGAAACACUUUUCAGCCAUACGAUAAAACUUCUUGUCACAAUUCAGGAUUUUACAGCUAGACCGGAUAUUGCAGACGACUGCUUUCUGCUAGCAUCAAGAUGCAUUCGCUACUGUCCUGAUCUAUUUGUGCCCUCUUCUAUAUUUCCCCCAUUGAUUGACUGCACAAUGAUUGGGAUUACUAUACAGCACAGGGAUGCUUGCAAAUCCAUAUUGACUUUCUUAUCGGAUGUCUUUGAUCUUGCGACCUCUUCUGCUGGGGCGAAGUACCAAGCUAUUAUCAAUGACAUAAUACUACGUCGCGGUGCAACUCUUACAAGAAUUCUGAUUGCUUCUUUGACUGGAGCUUUGCCAUCUUCUCGGUUAGAGGAGGUAGCAUAUGUUCUAUUAUCCUUGACAAGAACAUACGGCGCCAGUGUGUUGGACUGGGCAAAAGAAAGCAUUUCACUUGUACCACCAACGGCCAUUACAGAAGCCGAACGCUCGAAUUUUUUAAGAGUUCUCUCUGAUGCGGCAUCGGGAUCAAGUAUCUCGGCCCUCACAGACAAAUUCGAGGAGCUCUCAGAAGUUUGCAGACGUAAUCGGACAGUCCAAGACAUAGUUCAGGGAGCUCUUAGGCCUCUCGAUUUGAACUUUACUACUGUCACUUGAUGCAUACUGUCGAAAAAGCCAACUCAAAAGGUCAUGUUUUAAGGGACACAUCUUUUAUCUCCUGCUUGGGCUUGCGUGGUGUGCAUUGUUCUACGCAUUGAAUUUUGACGGCGAGUCAAUUGAUCAUUUUACCGUUUUAUACAGUUUUGGAUUGCUUCACCCUACUCAUUCUAUUUUCUUUUUCCGAAGGAGUAGCUCGGCGGAAUUUGAUUGUAAUUCUUUCAUACUUAAAUGUUAUCAGUGUACAUAUGUAUCGUCUUCCCCCUUUCUUUUGUGGUCGAUUACUACAUUAUAGAAAACUAUUUUUGUGCUCUCCACGUGCUUUGUAACCAACUCUUCGACACAUUGCCUUGUAACUGUUUGCUGAGUUUCGCA